AUGAGCACAGGAAUUGAGAAGAAAGAGCCAGUCGACGAUGUUGUGGACGAGAAAGAUGUGCAGAUUGGCACUGUGACAGACCUUGAUGAGGGAGAGGUCUUCCUCCACCAACAUGGAUUCAAUCAAGAGGCCAUUCAAGCCCUGUUAGACGAUGGCCCACGAAACAAAGCCCUCGUGCGCAAGGUAGACCUUGUAUUGUUACCUUUGCUUGCUGGCACGUACAUGCUGCAGUAUAUUGACAAAUCAGCACUGGCUUACUCCGCCGUAUUCGACCUUCUCCCUUCGACGAACAUGUCCAGCGACCAAUACAGCUGGCUCGCCAGUAUCUUCUACUUCGCAUAUCUUGUCGCAGAAUACCCAUGGAGCAUGCUCGCCCAGAAGACAAAGCUUGCCAAAGUCGUUUCUGGAAACAUCAUCGCAUGGGGCGCAAUGCUCAUGAUAACCGCUGCCUGUUCCUCGUUCACUGGAAUGGCCAUCUGCCGUUUCCUCCUGGGUGUUUUCGAAGCCCCCAUAACACCUUGUUUUAUGAUGAUGAUUGGAAUGUGGUACACACGUGCUCAGCAGCCGUUCCGCGCCGGUGUCUUCUACAGCUGUAACGGGCUGGGAGCGAUGGUGGGUGGCAUCCUCACGUAUGGCAUUGGACAAAUCCAUACCAUCGCCGUGUGGAGGGCUAUAUAUCUCAUUUUGGGCGGAAUCACCCUCGUGUGGGGAGUAAUCAUGCUCCUCUUCCUCCCAGAUGACGUUGUUUCAUCAAAGCGUUUCACGUUGGAUGAAAAGGCCCUCUUGAUCGGCCGUGGCCGGCUCGGCCAAACUGGUAUCAUCAACCACCAAAUCAAAUGGCAUCAAAUCCGGGAAGCUUUGAUUGAUCCCCAGGUCUGGGUCUUGUUCCUCUUCACUCUCUUGAAUGAGGUUGUCAAUGGCGGAAUCGCCAGCUUCGGUAAGCUCAUCAUCAAAGGACUGACCGACGAUUCUGCGACCGCUGUGGCGUUGGGAAUUCCCUUUGGUGGAUUCCAAAUCUUCUAUGUCCUUGGAGGUACAUUCCUCGCAUCCCGGGUCAAGAACUUCCGUACCGUUGUCAUGUUCGUUUAUCUGAUGCCUACCAUCCUUGGGGCCAGUCUUUUGUGGAAGUUGGAUCACAAGACUUACAAGGUGGGAGUGCUGUUUGGUUACUACAUCAUUGGUGCCUAUGUCUGCUCAUUGGUAUUGGCUUUGCAGAUGCCAGCAACCAACCUUGGUGGGUACACAAAGCGAACCACCAGUGUUGCCUUGGUUUUUCUGGCAUACUGUGCUGGAAAUAUCAUCGGACCUCACGCGUUCCUUGCAAAGGAAGCCCCGAUUUACCAAACUGGAGUCAAACUCAUCCUGGCAUGCUCAUCUGCCCAAGCAGCUCUUGCUGUUCUGUUGCGUUUCAUGUUGAUUCGCAGAAACAAGCAGAGAGAUGCUGCCGCUGCGGUGGCAGACCAAGCCGCAGUAUCUGCUGAUGAGAGCACUAUGGCAGACUUGACCGAUUUCGAGGUGAGUGAUAUGACCCCAAUCAAGUGCUUUCGCAAAGCUUUGACUAAUUGGAUAACAGAACCCACACUUCCGUUAUGUUUAUUGAAUGUACCUUUAAUUUUCACGUUUCUAAUUGUAAGCAUUGAACAAAGCCUCUGCCUUCGCUAUUCCCAAGUUGUUCGCCAGGAAGUGUAG
This is a messenger RNA of Penicillium salamii, 1689 nucleotides long. Lineage: Eukaryota; Fungi; Ascomycota; Eurotiomycetes; Eurotiales; Aspergillaceae. The record is from the annotation of a GenBank genome assembly.